Bipolaris maydis ATCC 48331 is the source of this 267-nucleotide messenger RNA. Lineage: Eukaryota; Fungi; Ascomycota; Dothideomycetes; Pleosporales; Pleosporaceae. The record is from RefSeq and is a predicted model, not a curated record.
AUGGACCCGGCUAGUAAGGCAAUUGCAGAACUUCUCCCGAAUGACAGCAGAACAUGGGCUGCCCGAGCCGAUUCCAGUGGUAUUGCCCUUACCACGCUAUACAAUCGAUACAAAGGGCGGCCCUCAAAGGAAGAGGUGGCCCAACGCCAGCUGUACCUCAGCGUAGAAGAGGAGAAAGUCCUGGUCGCGUUCCUGUUGCUGAUGUCUAGUUUCGGACAACCAGUCCGCAUCAAAUACAUAGCAAUGCUAGCCUUCAGUAUAGCCCGA